ACCUUCGAGCAUUAAACAUCUCAAUAUUGGCGACGACGGGAUUUUUUUUUCUGUACCGCGUGUGUGAAGAAUGAGUGUAGAACGUGCGGAGCAAGGUGGUGCGGUGCCACGGACGGCACGCGAGGCCCCCAUAGGAGGGCCUGGAGGAUCGUUUUUUGGGACGAUUGAGCCUUUCGUACCAGAGGAAGGGAAUGAUUUUGAGGACUAUUUGGAGCGUAUGGAUCAUCUGUUGGCGUUUAAUGGCGUCGCGGAAGAUUCUAAGAAAUGUUCGGCGUUCAUUUUCUUUGUGGGAAAUGCAUGCGUGAAAAAGCUAAAAGCAGCAAUUCAGCCAGAUCCUGUGACCAGUUUGACGUACAAACAAAUGAAAGACAUCCUGAAGGAGAAGUUUAUGCCAAAGAAGAGUGUCACGGCGGAGCGUUUUAAAUUCUAUGGGAGAAAACAGGAAGAAGGUGAAUCGAUCACGGACUACGUGAGUGAAUUGCAACUUUUGGCAAGUUCGUACACAACACCACGCCCACGACGGAGCAUGGUCUCUCUCCUUUGCAGAGACUUCUCCAAUAUUCACCACGGACGCUCUUACACGUCCUAAAUCCCAACACGAAGGAAGUCCCAGUGAGACACCGGAAGCUUAAGGAAGUUCCAGAAAAUGCGGGGGGAAGUGAGGGGAGAAAUGCGCCAUCGAAGAAGCCAUUCAUGAAGGGUGAUCAGGUGCUAUACUACACAGGAGAAGAAUGGAGAAGAGGAUGUGUUGUAAAGAGAAUUUCAAAAGUCGUGUAUAUGAUAAAUGUGGAGGGUGCUACGAUCAAGUGCCAUCGGGAUCAGUUGAAGAAAUAUCAUCGACGCUGGAUUAUUCCCGAUGUUCCCGAUAGGAAUGAUGAAGUCAAUGAGAAUACUUCGGAACAUUCCAGUGAAGACGAUGUUUUCUACAGCCCAAUGAAAUCUACCCCUGAGGUACCUCUACCGCGACGAAGCGCAAGGCUCCGCGAUAAACCAAGGAUAAACUAUAAAGAAUGAAAUAUUUUGUCAAAAUGAAUUAAACCCUAAAAGGGGAGAAAAUGUAACAUACUUGUAACAUGAAACAUAGUUGAAAUAAAUCAGUUCACGUUCAA
Messenger RNA from Lutzomyia longipalpis, 1109 nucleotides. RefSeq lists its product as uncharacterized. The record is from RefSeq and is a predicted model, not a curated record. The transcript is spliced from 2 exons. The coding region runs from base 71 to 589 and encodes 172 amino acids. NCBI's taxonomy places the organism in Eukaryota, Metazoa, Arthropoda, Insecta, Diptera, Psychodidae.